UGGGGCCUGCUUUGCUGGCUGACUGUGCUCGGCGUUGGUACCUCGGUCGUCUUCUCUGGCUGGAGAGUGCUGCUCCCGACGUCUCUGCAGCCCCUUUAAUUCUUGUCACGAGGGCGCCAACGGAAGGGCGCGAGCUCCGAGAGACAGGCGCGAAUUCAGGCUACAAACUCACUUACCAUGAAGGUGAAGAUUAAGUGUUGGAAUGGUGUAGCCUCCUGGCUUUGGGUUGCCAAUGAUGAGAAUUGUGGUAUUUGUCGAAUGGCUUUAAAUGGCUGCUGCCCAGACUGUAAGGUACCUGGGGAUGACUGCCCCCUUGUGUGGGGACAAUGUUCACACUGUUUCCACAUGCACUGCAUUCUCAAGUGGCUUAAUUCUCAGCAAGUACAGCAGCAUUGUCCUAUGUGUCGACAGGAAUGGAAGUUCAAGGAGUGACUGAUACCUGCUGUGAUAUCUGCCUUCUACCUGUCAUGUGGUGAAGAACUCUGUGACCUUGGACCUAUAGAUCCCCUUCCCAAACCACAAUAAGGGAUCAUUUUUAUACUCCUGUAGGCCUUGAUCCUUUUGACAGGAACUUUGAGACCACUCACGUAAUAGGAAGGACAUGGGGAACAAGGUGGGCACAUAGACACCUUUCU
Messenger RNA from Gracilinanus agilis (Agile Gracile Mouse Opossum), 635 nucleotides. RefSeq names its product anaphase-promoting complex subunit 11-like. The record is from RefSeq and is a predicted model, not a curated record. Gene Ontology annotation, biological process: anaphase-promoting complex-dependent catabolic process; protein ubiquitination; positive regulation of mitotic metaphase/anaphase transition. The transcript has a single exon. Lineage: Eukaryota; Metazoa; Chordata; Mammalia; Didelphimorphia; Didelphidae. Gene Ontology annotation, cellular component: anaphase-promoting complex; nucleus. The coding region runs from base 178 to 432 and encodes 84 amino acids. Gene Ontology annotation, molecular function: zinc ion binding; ubiquitin protein ligase activity; cullin family protein binding.